Molecule: messenger RNA, 2842 nt
Organism: Chelmon rostratus (copperband butterflyfish)
Lineage: Eukaryota; Metazoa; Chordata; Actinopteri; Chaetodontiformes; Chaetodontidae
Gene: rab27a
Product: RAB27A, member RAS oncogene family
Exons: 7
Coding region: 246-908 (220 amino acids)
Biological process (GO): positive regulation of exocytosis; melanosome transport
Cellular component (GO): secretory granule; melanosome
Molecular function (GO): GTPase activity; GTP binding
Source: RefSeq, a predicted model, not a curated record
CGGAAAGUGAAGCUGGUGUUCAGUGUAGACGAAGCUGGUCUCAUGUCAGCUAAUGGCUCAGAGGAGACGGACAGAGUAAAGUCUUCAGUUUUUCCCCUUUCGGAAAAGUCUUCAACGGUCACUUUCAUACACUUUUUUUUAAUAUCGGGACACGGUGCGCAGCAGCAACGCCCCGGGGGCUGAGUGGGGUAGGAGCUGUGUGGGAUGAUGGGUGCCUUGCCUUGUAGAGAAAUCAAGCACUCACUAUGUCUGACGGGGACUAUGAUUACCUCAUCAAAUUCCUAGCCCUUGGUGACUCUGGUGUGGGAAAAACAAGCUUCCUCUACCAAUAUACAGAUGGCAAGUUUAACUCCAAGUUCAUCACUACAGUUGGAAUAGACUUCAGAGAAAAAAGAGUGGUUUACAAAUCAGCAAAUCCAGAUGGAUCUUCAGGUAGAGCGCAGAAGAUCCACAUGCAGCUGUGGGACACUGCAGGACAGGAGAGGUUUCGGAGUUUGACGACAGCGUUCUUCAGAGAUGCAAUGGGUUUCCUCCUCCUAUUUGACCUCACAAAUGAACAAAGUUUCCUCAACGUCAGAAACUGGAUGAGUCAGUUACAGAUUCACGCCUAUUGCGAAAGUCCAGACGUGAUUCUAUGUGGCAACAAGUGUGACCUGACAGAUCAGAGAGCAGUGAGUGAAGGAGAAGCCCGUGAGCUGGCAGAGAAGUAUGGAAUACCAUACUUUGAGACAAGUGCUGCAAACGGGCAGAAUGUCAACCAGGCCGUGGAUGUCCUGCUGGAUCUUAUCAUGAAGAGGAUGGAACGAUGUGUCGACAAGUCCUGGAUCCCUGAUGGGACUGUCCGAGUUAAUGGACCCACCAACCCGGACACAUCAGAGGGUUCUGAUAAUAGCAAAUGUGCAUGUUAGAAUGAUGAUGAGAGAUUGUGGUUCAAUAUCUGUGUCCAUAAUAGUGGUGAAAAAAUAGGAAGACAACCAAGUUUAACAGUGGGAGUAUGUAUAUGUACAUGUAUUAUAUAUACACACAGUAUAGUGUUCUAUGUUGGUGAAACUUGACAUUAUUUGUGUCCGUUGCCCCACAAACCAGUGCAUUACUAAUAUACUGUCAUUGACAUGCUGUUUUUUGUCAGUAUAGAGUUAAGUGCCUUUUGAAUAUGGGCAUUUCAUUUCAAUUCAUAUCAUUUGACUUCUGAAUAAUUCAUUCAUAUUGGAGUGUGGGAUAUUUAUUUGUUGUGAUGCACGGCUGAAGUGCCCAGCUUUCGUCAUCAGCUGGGCAUGCUGAUCAUAUUUUCAGGUAUACAUUUUGUGCUCCCAAGUCGCAGCAAAGUGAGCUGCCCUGCCUGAUGUGCUAUAAAUAUGCUGUUAAUGCUCUGUACUUGCUGCAAGAUUAGCGUAGAUUCACACUGCAAUUUUACUCAAGCCACUUCUCUUUCUACAGUCAGAUAAAUGUUGACUGAGACACUUGCAGUCAUGGCGUGUUGGUGGAGAGAAAUUUGCUAUGGAUGUAUUUUUAAGAAACUUUAGGUAACCAGUUAUGUACUACUGAUGAUCUAUUGAAUGUCCAGCUGCAAUCUAAGCAUUGCACAGCCAGAAAAAAAAAUACAGCUCACAUUGACCAUCCAACGUCAGCAAGAUGGACAAUUGACACUUUUCACUUUAUUUUCUUUUCUAAAUCAAUGUUUGUGCUUGUUUGCCACCAAAACAUACAGUUUGACUUGAUAGGUUUGGCCAAUAACUACAAACAUUGAUGACAUAUGUCAUAAAAAGCAAAAGUACAAACUGAGCACUAACUCUAGGGUAGUUUAUCCUGCUGUAUAACAGACCCAUGGAAAAAAAUAGAAAUGCAGAUUAUUACUGUAGCUUUUGUGCAUAUUUCGACUAAAAUUCAAUUUUGGAGGCAGCUAGUGAAGAUAGCACAGUUCAGUUUCAAUUCAGUGCUUCAGGUUAAAAAAAAAAAAAAAUCAGCAGCUACUGAAAAACCAUCAAGACAACUAUACACAAAUGGUUCCUGCAUCCGUCCGAUUAAAUACAUACACAUUCAAACAAGUAUUGCCCCUAAUAACAAGAUUUAAGACUGUGGAGCAGAAGUUCCAUCUUCAGUCCUGAAGUAGUUUCAUGACUCUCCUCUGCAGCCCCCACAGAGUCAAACUUGGUGCACAUUAAGUAACACCACCUAUAGUAAGGCUCAUUAUUAUCUUUAGUCAUGCCUACUGUUUUGAAUUUUAGAUCUUUUAUAGUUAACAGGAUUUAACUUAGGUGAGAUACGUGCACCUUAUGCGCAGGUCCCAGAAUGAUACUAAAUGAAUAUUAGUUAUUCCAAGGGUUCCCACAGAUUUUCAUAGUGGAGGUUGUGGGCCGCCUUGCCUGAAACAAAGACCAUCUCUGCCACUGUCAUAAAGGAUGUAUACACUGUCAUGAAAUAAAACAUUGAACUUCAGGGGAAAUAAGCAGCACAGCAAAUGCAAAAUUUUUAAUGGGUGUGGAUAUUGUUUAGGCCGUCAUGUCCUAUUGUAAUUAUAUAUUUUACAAAAUUCCAGUAUUUCCACUUGAUAAGACACUUUGUAUCCCAACUGUAAUUGUUUUAUGCACAGAUCCACAUUAUUUGUAUUACGCUGUCAUGCUUUCCUAUAUAAAAGGGUCAAUGUGAUUUUUUAGUUAAGACACAUGAGUAUAUUUUUCCACUGUUUCAACCUACAGAUUUAAAAAUCUAUUACUUCAAUCGAAUUUGAUCAUAUUAGUAAGACAAAAAUAAAAUGUUUCAUAUUUUGAAUUGUGCCAUACAGUUUCAUAUGCAAAAUAUGUAAUUUAUGUCCAAAAAUAAACAUUUUUAUUUAUGUACUGUA